CAAUAACAAAGCUUCCAUGGAAUCAACUUAUUUUUGGUAUCUACAACUAAAAAUAUAAAAAAAUUAAAUUUAAAAUUAAAAAUAAAACAUAUGAACAGAGGCAGUGGCAGAGGGUUCUUCUCUCCCAUUUCUCUCUCUCCAUCUCUCAAUUAUAAUCGCAGGAUUGGCCAAUUGAUCUUUCACAAAUUGCUGGCAAUUUAUUGAUGGUGAAGGAGAGAGGUUUCUUCUAGGGUUUUCUACUGACGAAACUGUGGGCUGCUUGAUGUGUAUAUUUAUCCAGUUCAUGGUUUUUGAUGUGAAUCAGCGCAAACUUGCCUUUUCUCUCGUCGGUCUGCUUCGUGUUUCGAUAUCUGUGAUGCUUAUUCGGGGUAAAUUUUGAGAUCUAUAUUGUUUAUCUCUGCUUUUAGGGGUUUUUGAUUGGGGUUUAGUCGCCGAAUUUCCCUUCAAUUAUUCUGGUUUUAGCCUCUUCUGAUUGUUUCGCUCGUUUUCAAGCUAUUUCGAGUAAGGAAUUACAAGAAGAAAAAAAGGGGCUAAUUUAGGGUAUUCAGUUUUAGGGUUGCCGUAGGGGCAUCUGCUCUUACUUUGAGGGUUUAGCCGUUUCUAGGAUGCAUCUUUUCCUCUUUUUGGAGAAUUGAAUUUUUGCUUGGUUGGGAGGUUUUCUCUUUGAGGAUCUGUUGGUUUCUGCAGUUAAUAGAUGGAAAAGACCAUUGUAUGCGAUAAUAUGCAAGUAGCUGACGAUAUUUACCCGGAUGAAUCCUUCUGCAACGAAAUGGAGACAGAGGUAAACGUCACUGAAAGUCCAAACAAUGAAAUUCAAGGUUUUCCGUCAGAAAGAGGAGAGGGUAGUGACGUUGUGUUCUCUAGAGAGGGACCCCUUGUAAGUAGAGAGUCUAGAAUAUCUAGUAGUUGUGGUUAUAGCUCGAAGAAGCACAAAUCCAGGGUGGCUGCAGUGGAUUCUGAACUUGCAAAGAAAGAGAAAGUUGGGCAUGAGAAGAAGCUCAGUAGACAGGACAGGAUUGAAUUGGGCCGGCUGUUUCAGAGUGCUGUCAGCUCCCAUGAUUGGGAACUUGCAGAGAGUCUGAUCCUCUUGGCAGACCCUCAAACUCUCAAUGAUGCGUUGUGUAUUACACUAGACUCCAUCUGGUUUUUGAGCACACAGCAGGAGCUUUAUGGGAUCACAGGGUUGAUUAAGAAGAUUAUUGCCAAUGGUGCUUAUGACUUCACAAGAGCUGCUCUUAGGACUUCUUUUCUGGCAUCUUGUGUCUCUGCCUGCCAGAGCCGAACUAUGAGUCUUGCAGAUACGGUAACUGUGAUGGCUCAAAGGCUGCAUGAGCGUCUCCAGGAGUGCAAUGGGGAUGAUGUUCUGAAGGCAGAAGCUGGUGCCAAAGUCCAGAAAUUUACUGAAUGGGCUCUCAAAUGUAUAGGUUUCCAUUCUCGCUGCCAAGGGAAUAGAGAUAAAGUGACGCAUAAUUCAGCUGUAGAGAUCCAACUCCAAUUAUCAGCAUUCAAGACUUUCUUGGAUCUUGCUGGGAACCAACUUACAGGAAAAGAUUUCACAGAGGCCUUUGAUGCAGCUUGCUUUCCCCUGACUCUCUUCUCUAGUUCGUUUGAUCCUGGGUGGGCAUCUGGAAUAUCAGCCACUGUAAUACAGGGAUUACUGGGUAUGUUAGUGGAGGGGGGUGCUGACAACGUAAAUCAGUGUUUUCUUGAAGCUUCGCGCUUUGGGAGUACAGAACUUGUGCGCAUUCUAUUGCAGAUUGCCCAAAGGAACAGCUUGGAUGUUGAUGUCGACUUGGCUCUGGGUUUUGCGUCACAUUACUGUAAGAUUGGCACAAUGGAGUGUCUAGUUGAAGAAGGUCAUGCUAUUGCUUUUUUGGGCCCAUUGAUGAGGGCAGCUGAGAGAGGAUGCAUGCAGGUUGUUCAGUGGUUUGUUAAAAGGGGUUGUCGGGACAUGGAGCUGUGCCUGGCACUAACUGCUGCUACUUCCAGUAGUCAAGUUCAUGUUGCGUCUUAUCUCCUCCCUCAUGUCCCUCAGCAUGUCCUUGCAGCACUCAGUAUUGAAAUUCUGAAGGCUGCUGGUGAAAGAAGUGGUGGAUCUCUUGAUGGUGUAGCAUUUCUCCUCCGUUCAGAUUUCUUAGGUGAUCCUGCAGCUACAUAUGCUGUUGCAGACAGCAUUGCUGCAUCCGAUGAUGAGGCUGUUCCAGCUGAGCUGAAGGCUUUUCUUAAGGAGCAGUGGUCAGAGGCAGCUUUUCUCAAUGGACGAAAGCAAGGACAACAACAUUACAUGAACAUAAUGAUGAUUUUGAAGCAUGGCAGUUCUCCUAUUUGCCUGCGAGAUCUGCCGGCCCCCUUAAGAGUGGCAAUAGCAUACCUGCCGUUGUACAGGGAGUGUGUGAAGGUGGGUGGUUCCUUGUUGUCGCAGAGGCUGAGGGGGCAACUAGUUGAAGCUGUACAAAGGCUUGGGGGUGGCAUCUUGGAAGAGGUGGGUCAAGGCAGAGAGCUGCUGGCUAUUUUGGAGCACCACCUACCUCCAUUUUUGGUUCAUGCUUCCCAAGUUGGUUAUUAGCAGAUAAGAACAAAAAAAAAAAAAGGACAAAAAAUUUAGGUGCUGGGUCUUUCAGAUUUUCACAUAUCACCUUUUUUACCUCUACAAGGUCUUAUAUGUGGCAUAGGUAAUAAUAACAAUUUACUGCUGGGUAAGAUCAAGGGUGGCACAAGGUAAAAAUCUCUUUGAAGGGUUUGUCACGUUUUCCUACCAAAUUACCCACCAUCAUGUGGUUGGCUUAAACCCAAAUAGAGCUGUCCCUCCUCUCUCUCUCUCUCUCUUUCUAUAUAUAUAUAUAUAUAUACAUGGAAAAUGCAUAUAUAUUAUAUAUACUAUAUAUAUACAUAUCAUCUAAUGGAUGUGUGUAUGUGUAUUGAAGGAUUUAUGAUGGAAAGACAAGAAGAGAGCACAAUACUAUGACAGACAGGAGUUGAGAUUGGUGAUGUAUGAUAUGAGGAUGUGGGGGAAUGUAUAUUAUAAUGUCUGAAAGCCUUUGCACUUGCUCUCCUUUAUCCAAAUCCUUAUAAAUAUUUUCAUUUCUUUACUUUUAUCAAACUAUAUAAUAUGAAAUCUCAAUGAAGGGAUAAUCAAGGAGUA
This is a messenger RNA of Carica papaya (papaya), 3142 nucleotides long. NCBI's taxonomy places the organism in Eukaryota, Viridiplantae, Streptophyta, Magnoliopsida, Brassicales, Caricaceae. The record is from RefSeq and is a predicted model, not a curated record.